AUGGUUAACUGCAGUUGCGAUUUAUUACACAUGAGAAUGGAUAUAAAUGAUUUGUGCAGUCGAUUUAUAAAUGGCUUAAUAAUUCCCCAUGGCUUCAGGAAUCUCAGUAGAAAUAAUUUUCAAUUUAAGGAUUCCAACAUCAUGGACACACACACUGCAAUCAAAUUACUAAUUUUGUACUUUGUACUAAAAUACAAGAGGAAUUUUGUAAAUUCCAUGAACAAAGAUUCUGAAAGUUUGUUAGAAACAGGAGUUGUCGGAGCCGAAGAGUAUUCUAGUGAGAUUUCACUAGCCGAUAUCAAGAUAACAACAUUCGGUCUUUAUAACAAAGAGUAUAGAGUAAACGAUAAUAGGAGGUAUGAAACUCUUAGAUUCCCCCGGGACCAAGCGUUUUUGUACAUUUUCAAAGAUGACUCGAAGUGUGUAGAGAUAAAUGUCGGUAAUAAAAAUCUAUGGAGAUAUCUGCCUGAAGAACAUGGCGAUGAAUUCCCGAAGCUAAUUUAUUUCAGAACAGUUCCAAAAGAAGUAACUGUUUAUUUCAACGAUAAUAUGACGUACAAUUAUGCGUUGAACUUCAACAAUUGGUCUAUGAAGUCGGGAAGAUUAAACUAUUUGACACUAUCACCAGUACCUCGAAAGUCAUUAGUGGAUCUGGACGUCAAUUGCAAGUCAACGACGGAAAAGUUCAAAUACACCGGGAAUAUUAGCAACAUUGAUACAUACGAAACGAAAGGAGAAUACAAAUUUAGAAGGGUUAAAAGUGCUAGUAGAGAAUUAUGGAGGUCACAAUUCACCAAAUACGCAACCCAAGUAAACAUUUAUCACACAAGCAGUGGGAAAAUGGUACUAAUAAUGCAUCUCGAGAAUGGAACAAGGGCACUGUCACUAAAGGAUGAAUUCAAAGAUAUCGAUUGGUGUGAAGAAGUGGAACCGUCAGAGGCAUUUUUAAUGAAGGUUCACUCCAGGACUGAGGAAAGACUUGCCAACAACCACUUCAAGGUAAUCACAGCAGAUGAUCCUAAUGGCACAAACCCAAGAGAAAACGAUGUGACCAAAUUUGUGGCAACGACAAUAACUCGCAGGUGCCUAUUCAUACACUUCAACGAACGAAUCAAGUAUAUAGAAUUGGUACAUAAUGACAGAACGAUAUGGAAGUAUAUAGAUACCGAUGGGGACGACUAUAUACAAUCGUUGCAUUAUGUUCCGGAAGAUAAAAGGAUCGUAGUAUGGUUCAACGAUAAGCUGCCUAUGGUGUAUCAUAUGGAUGAAGAAAAUUAUAUAAAUAUGAGUCAUAACAAUGAUUCUGACACCACAUGUGAAUAA
This is a messenger RNA of Theileria orientalis strain Shintoku, 1323 nucleotides long. RefSeq lists its product as hypothetical. The transcript is spliced from 2 exons. Lineage: Eukaryota; Apicomplexa; Aconoidasida; Piroplasmida; Theileriidae. Bases 1 to 1323 code for a protein of 440 amino acids. The record is from RefSeq and is a predicted model, not a curated record.